ACUAUAUAAACCCCUCGUCCCCCCAUCAAACAAAUUCAACAAACUCUCACUUCUAACCAAAUUUAAAUUCAAAUUCACCUAUUACCCAACAAGAACCAUUCAUUAUUCCAUCCAUUUUAUUUUCUUCAUCAAGAAGGGAAUGAGUUGGUCAGCAGGAGAUUGGAUAUGCAACGUUUGCCAGAACGUAAACUUUAAAAAAAGAGAAGCAUGCCAUCGAUGUGGUUACCCCAAGUAUGGAGGUCCAGACCCAUCAACUUACAGUUACAACAAGACGGAGGCGUUGGCUGGAGACUGGUACUGCACCACCGUCAGCUGUGGAGCUCACAAUUACGCCAGCCGCCCCAACUGCUUUAGAUGUGGUGCAUUUAAGUCCGUCUAUCCUGGUGAUUAUGGCGCCUACAUGAUGGGUUCGGAUCAGUAUGGAUCUGAUGCAAGCAUCCCACCUGGAUGGAAAUCUGGAGACUGGAUUUGCCCUAGAAUGGGAUGCGGAGUACAUAAUUAUGCAAGCAGAAUGGAGUGUUUUAAAUGCAAAACACCAAGAGAUUUCGGUCACUUGGGUGUGUGAUACAAUUUUGGGUGCUCUAUCUUUCAGGUGGUGCAGUGUAAAGCGGGAAGGAAUUUUGGAAGGCUCUCCUUAUGCGAUAUAUCGUCUUCCUUGGCAUCUAAUCCCUAUCCAAAUGCUGCCUUUUUCUUUUUUUCUUUUUUUCUUUUUAAAUGACUAACAACAAUAAUGUUAAGCCCUUAGAAUGAUCCUCAAUUUAGAUAUCAUGGGUGAAGGCCCAUUUUUCCAUUCAA
Cucumis sativus (cucumber) is the source of this 795-nucleotide messenger RNA. RefSeq names its product zinc finger Ran-binding domain-containing protein 2. NCBI's taxonomy places the organism in Eukaryota, Viridiplantae, Streptophyta, Magnoliopsida, Cucurbitales, Cucurbitaceae. Gene Ontology annotation, cellular component: cytoplasm. The transcript is spliced from 4 exons. The coding region runs from base 140 to 565 and encodes 141 amino acids. Gene Ontology annotation, molecular function: mRNA binding. The record is from RefSeq and is a predicted model, not a curated record.